Molecule: messenger RNA, 576 nt
Organism: Leptopilina heterotoma
Lineage: Eukaryota; Metazoa; Arthropoda; Insecta; Hymenoptera; Figitidae
Exons: 1
Coding region: 1-576 (191 amino acids)
Source: RefSeq, a predicted model, not a curated record
AUGGAAAAUUUGCAAAUGGCAUUAAGGUAUCGACAUGAUGACGAGAAUAGUGGCAUUAAAAGUUUCCUUCGAGGUAAAAGUACGAGGAAUCAACGAAUUGAAUCUUUUUGGCGACAAUUUAGGCAGCGCAUGAUUGACUUCUACAUUACUCUAUUUAAAGCAAUGGAAGGAGAAAACAUUUUAAAUGUGACUAAUCCUCUGCAAGUCGAAUGUUUGAGGUACUGCUUUGGAGAUCUUAUUAAAGAAGAAAUUCAAAUCACAGUUAAAGAAUGGAAUCAACACCUGGUAAGAAAGCAAAAGAACAGAAAUGUUGCAGGUGGCAUUCCAAAUCUACUGUACAAAUGUCCAGAAAAGUUUGCUUUCGAAGAUUACAAAAAGGAUGUGGAUUCAGAUUAUGUGCUGCGUUUGCAAGAACAUUUCACUACGGAACCGCGUUUAGUAUCAUUAGAGUUUGAGAAAUUAGCAGAUGAGUUAUUAAAAAAUCAACGUAGACCAACAACAGUUGAUGAGGCUUAUAUUUUAUAUUUGAAUCUUAAUAAAGCAAUUCAAAUGUUGGAAGCUUCAAAUGAUGAUUGA